Dreissena polymorpha is the source of this 2185-nucleotide messenger RNA. Its product is annotated as SID1 transmembrane family member 1-like. Bases 119 to 1171 code for a protein of 350 amino acids. The transcript is spliced from 13 exons. The record is from RefSeq and is a predicted model, not a curated record. NCBI's taxonomy places the organism in Eukaryota, Metazoa, Mollusca, Bivalvia, Myida, Dreissenidae. Gene Ontology annotation, cellular component: membrane.
AUGUCACAAUCUCUGUAAAGACGGCCAUCACAGCGUCGCAAUUCUACAAAGCCAUCGGUUUGACAGUCGGUGUGCUUUUUGGCUUCUGCAUUGGAACCAUAUUAACAUAUAUUAUCCAAUGGUGUUGUCGAAAAUGCGGGGAAGAAAAUGCAGAGAAUAUAUUCAUAGAAAACAGAGCACGACAGAUAUGACAACCGGAACCAAGUGCUGCCUCCCAUGUAUUGGUAUGGGAAGCUCAUCACGAAACAAUUCAACUAAGCUGUAUGGGAUCCCUCAACACUACGGACUGUUCUAUGCCAUGGGACUUGCAAUGAUCAUGGAGGGCAUUAUGAGUGCCUGCUACCAUGUUUGCCCAACUUUGUCGAAUUUCCAGUAUGAUACGUCGUUUAUGUAUGUGAUGGCUUGUCUGUGCAUUCUGAAGAUCUACCAGAACAGACAUCCAGACAUCACUACCAAGGUUCAUACCUACUACCUUGCGAUGGCCGUCAUAAUCAUUGUGGCCGUGAUUGGACAGUUGUACAGUACCCUUGCCUUCUGGGUCGUAUUUAUGUGCGCCUACAUGACUUUCUCACUUCGACUCAGCAUAGAAUUCUACUACAAGGGCCGCUGGGAAGUUCGGAAACUUGUUAUAGAUUGCUUCCAUGGCCGGUGCUGUAAAACAAAUUUAGACGGUGUCAGAAUUGAUCAUAAGGAUCGGUUGUGUCUGCUCCUCAUUGGAAACUUAUUCAGUUUUGGAAUCUCGCUCUACGGAGUCAUUAAACAGCCGCAAAGCGCUGCCAUGGUACUGUUGGUUGCGUUAAUUUUCCACCUGACACUAUAUUGUGCUUUCUACAUCUUCAUGAAGCUACUACAGAAAAAGCAGACAAAUGGCGAUACCGUAAGAUGUGGAGAAAAAAUUCCGUGGUAUACCUGCUUGUUUAUCCUCCUAGCCGUGAUUUUCUGGGGUUUGGCAAUUUGGAUGUUCGUUGCAAAUCUCACAUCCUGGCAGGAAUCCCCGUCAGGGUCGCGGGAGCAUAAUGCGGAGUGUUGGUUCCUAGGUUUCUACGACAAGCACGACAUCUGGCACUUCUUCUCGGCAAUUAGCCUCUUCUUCUCCUUCAUGAUACUGUUGACGUUUGAUGAUCAUGACACGGUUAGUAAAAAGUCACGAGACAAUAUACCAGUCUUCUAGAAAGAUUGCCACAUCAUUGAUUACAUAUUUCAAAUUGAAGACAUUGAAAACAUGUAAAAACUAUAGUGUCACUUUAAAGCGUAAACAUUUUUUUUUAAUUCUAUUAAUAUAACUACAUUAAAUUGUCAAACUUUUAUCCAUUAUUAUUAUUGUUAAGUUGAUUGGACAAUGACUUUGAUUUAUUGUAUAUUUUAGUAUAUCAUACUUUUUAGGUUACGUAAAUGUUUUGUGAAUAAACUUAACCCAACCCCCUAUCACGUCCGUAAACCAGAUUAAACCCCAAAUCCUUUGCACUGACCGUUGGAAGGCAGUUACACCAGUUUUAGUGUGCGUGUGCGUGUGUGUGUGCUGUAUGAUUUUAUACUGUGUCGCAUUUGGCUCAAGUUGUUUGGCAUGCAUUUGUAUAGGACAAGUCUUCUUUGGUUUUUUUAUUGCUGUACAAUGACCAUUUGUCGUAAUCAAAAUUAUAUUUAAGCAAAUGUGUAAUAAGGCAUGUAUGAUUCAUUGGCAAAUUUUAUUCGUGUCAAGUGUAAAUGUGCAUUGGAUUGGAUGUAAUUAUAAAAAUGCAUCUAUAUAACAAUAUAUUGUUAGUGUGACAACAGUGUACGAGUACAAAUACAUUAUAGUAUUUAAGUUAUUAUUUAUUAUGACCACGUUUUCGCAGGUAUGCAAUUGGUCCAGUUUCAGCACUUUAUAGAUUCCAUCUUGUUUUUAUGAUGGAUACGUUCGGACUUGACUUGCAAAAUGAUCUUUCAAACUCGGACUAUAUAACACGGAACGCACGCACGUUAAAUACGGUAAAAUAGUGGACGGCCACGUUAGACAAAUGACGACAGCUGAUCGGAUGAUAUAUAAAUAAGUGCAGUCGAAACCCAAUGGCUCGAACUCGCCGGAACCGACAACAAAAGUUCAAGCCAUCCGGAAUUCGAGCCAACCGAUUUAUAAUACACUUAUGUUAACUAACAUGAAUCUGCAAUAUAUUUACAUCUCCAGUUAAAAAGAUUUUAUACUGCC